Messenger RNA from Bipolaris oryzae ATCC 44560, 1281 nucleotides. RefSeq lists its product as uncharacterized. Gene Ontology annotation, biological process: nitric oxide catabolic process; cellular response to nitrosative stress. Gene Ontology annotation, cellular component: intracellular anatomical structure. NCBI's taxonomy places the organism in Eukaryota, Fungi, Ascomycota, Dothideomycetes, Pleosporales, Pleosporaceae. The transcript has a single exon. Bases 1 to 1281 code for a protein of 426 amino acids. The record is from RefSeq and is a predicted model, not a curated record. Gene Ontology annotation, molecular function: oxygen binding; nitric oxide dioxygenase [NAD(P)H] activity; heme binding.
AUGGCCACCCUAACACCAACCCAAGUCCAAAUCAUCAAGAGCACCGUCCCGGUACUCGCAGAACACGGAACGGCAAUAACCACUCAAUUCUACCACGACAUGCUUCAAGCCCACCCGGAACUCAAAAACAUCUUCAACAACACCCACCAAGCCACGGGCCACCAAGCCCAAGCCCUCGCCGGGUCCCUGUACGCCUACGCCGCCAACAUCGACAACCUGGGCAAGCUGAAUCCCGCGGUUGAACUCAUCUGCCACAAGCACGCCAGCCUCUUUAUCCGCGCCGAUCAAUACUCCAUUGUCGGGCAGCACCUCUUGUCCACCAUGGCGAGCGUGCUCGGCGCCGCCGCAACCCCCGAGAUCCUGGAUGCGUGGGGCGCCGCGUACUGGCAGCUCGCCAACCUCAUGAUUAGCAAGGAGACGCAGCUGUACCGCUCGACGGCCUACUGGCCGUCAUGGGUCGACUUUCGGGUUGCCAAGAAGAUACGGGAGAGUGAGGAGAUUACGUCGUUCUAUCUCGAACCGGUGGAUGCUGCGAAGCUCAAGUUGCCGCGGUUCAGGCCGGGGCAGUAUGUCUCGGUUAGGGUGUUUGUCGAGGAGUUGGAUGGGGGUGUGUGGCAGGCUAGACAGUACAGUUUGAGUGAUGCACCGGGAAAGAGUUAUUUGCGCAUCACUGUCAAGAGGGAAGCUGGUGUGGUGCUUGGGGAGACAAAGGACAUGUCGCAUGUGGGGUACAUUUCGAACCUGCUGCACGACGCAAAGCACGAGGGCGAUGUGGUGCAGGUGUCGCAUCCGUUUGGAGAUUUCCAUCUUGUGGAUUCCGGGGAAGCGGGUCAUGACGACAAUUCAGCAAGUCCAGCGGUGCUCAUCUCAGCGGGCGUCGGGGUGACUGCGCUCAUGUCCAUGUUGAAUUUUUUGAUUGACGAGGAAGAUUCAGCUCGGCCUAUUACUUGGAUCCAGGGUGCGCGCAACUCGCAGACCAGGGCCUUCAAGAAGCACAUGGACCAGUGUGUUGCGAACCAUGGGAACGUGCAUGCCGUCUACUACCUGUCACGCCCAAGCCAAGAGGAUAUGCAGGGCCACGACUAUGAUAUCAAAGGCCGUGUGGAUCUCGAUCGCGUCGACAGGACAAUUCUCCACACGGACAAUAGCAGCACAGUAUACUACUGCUGCGGACCCACAUCGUUCAUGCUCGACGUUGAGGCCCAGUUGAAGAGCUAUGGCGUUCCCAGUGAGCGGGUGAAGAUGGAGUUGUUCGGUACUGGUGGAGUUCCUAGGACCUGA